Molecule: messenger RNA, 3095 nt
Organism: Colletotrichum scovillei
Lineage: Eukaryota; Fungi; Ascomycota; Sordariomycetes; Glomerellales; Glomerellaceae
Product: putative BSD domain-containing protein
Exons: 3
Coding region: 533-1810 (425 amino acids)
Cellular component (GO): cytoplasm
Source: RefSeq, a predicted model, not a curated record
GUUUCGAUGACUGCCUCAAGUAUGCUGGUGUUAUCCGGCUGCGUGUGUCGUGCUGCGUGCUGCGAGUACUUGGCUCCCGGGUGCGGCGGCACCGCAAGUGCGACUCGAGAGAUGGUUCAUGGAAUGCCUUGAUGCAAGCGAUUCUCUCGUUUCCACGGUAUGCAAGAGGCAAUGGAAGGCCGCAAAAUGCCACAGAAUCGAAAGAGGUUCCGGCAGUGGCCGCGCCGGGGGGAUCCACACGUGGACGUACUGCUGUCUCCCCGCAUUGACCACCAUGCAGCCGUCCAACACCCCGCCCGUCAGGGGGAAACGGAAGGGAAAGAGCAGCCUCAUGUCAGAAGCCAGACAUCAUUCGUCCGCCCACAGCAGCUCUCAACUGUGUCUACACAUCACACGACUUCGCCCCAAACUCCACUCCACACGAAAAGACCACAGCUUCAGCCUCGCGAUAGGCUUUUCCCCCGAAAGGCCACCCAAAUAACCACCACAAGCGUCGUCAACUCCAAGGAGCUUGGACUCUGCCGCCCUUGCCAUGGAUCUGGCGUACGACCACAUCCAGGAGAACUCGCUCCCCAAGGAUGCUGAUAAGAAGAAUGGCGACGCCAAGGACACCAAAUCCGACCAGCCGCAGUCAUCUUUGAACGAUGACUUGCAGGAGGCCUACAAGGCCAUCUCGUCCAGUCCUUGGGGCAUGCGCAUCGGUGGCUUCUUGGGAAGUGCCGUGAAGCAGGGACAAGAAGUCUACAAAGAGGCCUCCAAGGAGGUGACGGAGCUCGGUCAGGACGCAUCCAAGGGCUUCAGCUCCAUAAUCAACCGAACGAGAUCCCUCACCGUCAACACGACGACGCAAGAUGAGUCUUCCGGAGACAAGAGCAAGGAGACCGACAGCCAGACGACGCCCACAAAGACCAGAGACUUGGCAGCUUCCGACGACGCCAUGAGCAGCUCCGAGAACUACCUCACCAGGCUCCGUUCCGAGGCAGCCAAGCGGCUCAAGGACCUGCAAAAGGCCGAGGACGCCGCCGACGAGGCUCUCCUCCGCUUCGGCACCAAUAUCAGCAACUUCCUCAAGGAGGCCGUUAGCAUCGCCCCGCCCACCGACGCCAACAGCCAGGGCGGCGCCGUCAUGUUCGAGAGCAAGGACGCGCAGGGCAAGCGGGUCAUCCACACCUCGAGGCAAGACGCCCAGCUGCACGUCAUCCACACGAGCACCGAGAGCUUCGCAAAGGACCCUGCCACGGAGGAAUUCGCGACCUGGGCCAAGACUUUCGACGCGGAGAAGAAGACGGCCGAGAUUAGCGACGACUUGAACAAGUACCCCGAACUGCGAACGACAAUGGAGAAGCUCGUACCCGACCAAGUCCCUUAUGCUGAGUUCUGGAAGAGAUACUACUUCCUCAGACAUGGUCUGGAGGCCGCCGAGACCCGAAGACGCGAUUUGCUCAAGGCUGCUUCUGCCGAGGAUGAAGUUGGCUGGGAUGAUGACUCCGAUGAUGAGGCCACCACCACUACUGCUCCUGCCCCUGCUACCGCCGCCACUCCCGCCCCUGCUGCUGGCGCUGCUCCCAAGACUGAGAAGACGCAAGCACGCCCGCCAUCAGCCGAGUCCUCCACUACCAUCCAGCCUCCCGCCCAGACCUCCUCCACCCUGAAGCCUGCUGAGUCACGCAAGUCCAACGACGAAAAGUCCCAGGCCGACAGUGACACCAGCUACGACGUUGUCGGUGCCACCUCUGGCGUCCCCAGCCAAGCUCCCAACAGCCCCAAGGACUCCCGCAAGGCCGACGAUAGUGACGAUGACUGGGAGUAGUAGGAUGAGCGUCUACAUUUUGCUGACUGGCGUUGAAUCUGGGAUGGGUUUUUUGGAUUUUGUUUUCUCUCUCUGGCUCGAAUGGCAAGCUCUUAAUUAUGCGGACAUUUGUACAUCAGCCACGCGGGGCUCCUUUGUGAAGCAUUUGCUUUUUGGAGAAACCAAAGUCGCGGUGGUGGAGGGGGUAUUUCUUCUCUCUCUCUCUCUCUCUGUGUCUUCGCUUCUUUUUUUUUUCUUGCUUAUAAGACAAAGUCCUUUAUCUCUUCUUCUUGGUGACCGUGGUGAAACCGUCUUCGUCGACCUCGGGCUCCUGCUUCUCCUUUGGCGCACGCACAAGCUGGGGCGCAUCGUCCAUCUCGACAUCAUCACCCUCGUCGUCGUCUUCGCUGUCGUCGUCCUCCCAAUCGGUAUCCUGGUCGCCGGCCUCGACCUUUUUAUACAAGCCCUCCACCUUGGCGCCCUUGCGGCUCUCCCACUUGGUGCGCAGCUCGUCGACGGCGGCGAAAUUGCCCUUGGCGCACUCGGCGCGCAGCUUGACAAUCUGCUCGGCGACGUCGUAGCCCGUCUCGUCGUCGACGUUGACCUCAAACUCGUCGAGCAUGACCUGCAGCAGCAUGGUCUCGACGUAGCCCGUGUCGGGCUCCUCUGCGGCGGCGGCGGCGGUGGCGGGCAUGGCUUGGCCCGCGGCGGUGAUUUUUGUAAAGGUGGGAAAGAUCUCGGCGACGGCGCCGGCGAACCAGUCUCGUUUGUCGGCGGAAUCGGGGCCGCCCCAGUGGUUUUGGACGGCGAGGGUGAGGGCGGGCCACAUGUGGAGGGAGAGGGCGACGGCUUGUUCAAAGGUUGACUGGCAGGCCUCUACAUUUCGGGUGUUAGGAUUUCCAGUGUGGUAGAGAUUUUGAGCAUCAGCGUGUUUGGAUCGUGAACUUGCCUGCCGUGAUGGGGGCGGUGGUCGCCAUUGUUUGGUGAUGCUGCUGCUAUUUCGCGGGGUAUCAAAAAGUUAUGGAGGGGCAGAGUCUGGCUUGGGGUGCGGUGACAGUUUUCGUUGCCAAAUUUCCAGAUCACAAUUUUUUUCCCGCUUCCCCUGUAGGGUGGAUAGUGCAUGCGACGAUUUGCACUGUCGGUUGUGCUGUGUGGGGUUUUCAACGGCCACCUCUCCCAUCCCGGUCCCGCUUUCGGGUCUAGCCAGGCGCGUGCCAGGGCCCCGUACGGGCAGAGCAGCUGAAAACACCUGAAAAGGAACCUGAGCUUCUUCACUAACUGACCUUAUGUGCAAAGUGGCUCAAUU